AUGGACCGCGCCUUCCUGGAACUUGCCGAGCUGGACGGCAAGAAGGACGAGGAGGGGCGUCCGGUGAUUAACGUGCCGGAGCUAUACACCGACGUGCUGCUCGUGUACAACUACGUGAAUCGCUACUCGCCGGGGAGUUAUUUGAGCCCACCAAAGAAGAAGGACGUUCUCAAGCUGGUCAAGAAAUUCGACCUCAACAAUGACGGGGUCAUAGACAGGGAGGAAUUCGGUCUUUUCCUCCGGCACUUUGUGAAGCAUCUCCUGAGAAACAUUAUUAUCAACAUUCUCGUCAUGCUCACUGUGAUCCCGGUGGGAGGCUCAUGCGACACGUCUCGCCUGGACAACUCCGACCCGCACAUCACAGGCGCGCACGGGACCCUCUUCGACUUCCCCGGGCAGCUCGGAAAAUACUUCUGCUUGCUUGCCGACCGUCGGAUCCACAUCAACGUGCUACUGCAGAGCCACCAGGGACAAGAGUCUGCUGCAGCGGCGGCGCUAGCAGCAGCAGGCAUGCCGAGGAGAGUGGCAGAAGGGAGUUUGCAUGUGUGGGUGAAGGAGGUGGGAGUGGUGUGGGUGUCAGGUGCAUCUGGCGGCAGGCAGCACUCUCUGCGAAUGGUGGCGCGCUCAGGCAACCAGCAGGACAGGGGGGCCCACGGCUUCCUCGCUCUCAUGCAGGUGGACGGUGCUGACGUGGCACCGCCACGUUUCCAUGAUGACCUGGCAGUGGUGGGAGCAGAUGGAAGUGUGGAGAUAAGAAAGACGGCAGAGGAUGAGGAUGGGCCUUUCGAUGUGGAUACGUAUGAAGUUGCGAUUGAAGGGUUGGGAAAGGUGCGUGUGAGCAUGAGGGUUGCCCACCCUUUGCUUCAAACGCCAGAGGAAGCUGAGGCGCAUUUCAACAUCUGGGUAGCUGAACUGCAGGUAAGAGGGGCGACUGUGGUGUCAUUCAAAUCAUGUCAUAGCGUAGCGCGUACAACGGGACCUGGUGCGGGCGACAUGAAGCCCGAGGACGACGGCAGUGGGUCGGGCAGUUCGGGCGGGAGCGAUCGGUCGGGCAGCGGCAGGAGGAGAGGGCAGGGGGACGAGGAGGCCGGGUAUGAGAUGGAGGAGGACGAGGAGCGGUCGGAGGAAGACGAGGAGGAGGAUGAAGCAGGCGACGACCCGGACGACGAGGAUUUCGACCCCACCAGCUGCGCGCCGAAUGGGCAACUGGCGCGGCGGGGGAAGGAGGUGAGCGCGGAGGGAGAGGGAGAUGAUGAUGGGGAGGGGGACGAGGAGGAGGAGGCAGGGAGCGGGAGCGAGUCGUUUGACGAGGCUGGGGCGGGUGGAGGGGACGAUGAGAGCUCGUCGGAUUUCUCUGGGUCGGUGAGCGAGUCAGGGAGUGAGAGCGAGGGGCGGGGGAAGCCUCGGGCCAGGCGAGGGGGGGCUGGCGCGGGCGGAGGAGGGGGCGGGGGCGGGGGCGGGGGGAAAGGGGGGAGGAAACGCGCGCGGGGCGGGGCGGGGAGCUCGGAGAGUGAGAGCAGCGGAGGGGAGGGGCGGAAGGGGAGGUCGGGGAAGAGGGGAGGGCGGGCGGGGGUGGCGGCGAGGGAGACACGCAUGUCGCGGAGGGCUGUGCCGCGCAAGUCGUACUUUGAGGAUGAUGAGGACUCGGACGACCUGGCGCCCCCUGCCAAGAAGAAACUCAAGGGCAUCGCAGCAGCGGGGGAGGAGGGCGAGGAGGAGGAUGACGACAUGCUGCCCGGAGGGGAUGCAGCAGAGGCAGAGGCAGAGGCGGAGGGGGACGUGGUGGAGCGGGUGCUGUGGCACCAGCCGCUGGGGCGGAGUGAGGAGAUGCGGGCAGCGGGGGAGCCCAUGGGGCCGUGUGUGUUGGAGUAUGAUGUGAGCGAGGCCAUCGACUGGGAGCAGCAGGAGCUGUAUGUCAAGUGGAAGGGACGCUCCUUCCUGCACUGCGACUGGCUGCCCAUUUCCACCCUCUCCACGCUGCCGGGGUUCAAGAAGGUGCAGAACUACAUGAAGCGGGCGGACGACGAGAGGCGGUACCGUCUGAGCGUGUCAGCAGAGGAGGUGGAGGCGCUGAACGUGGGCCGCGAGAUGGAGCUGGACCUGCUCAAGCAGUACUCGCAGGUGGACAGGGUGGUGGCGGAGCGGCCAGCCAAGGCGGCAGGGGAGGCGGGGCGGGAGGGCGAUGAGGUCAGCAGCUACGAGUUCUUUGUCAAGUGGAAGGGGCUCUCCUACUCCGAGGCCACCUGGGAGGCGGAGGCGGACAUAGAGUGUGCGCGGGAGGCGAUAGACGAGUUCAAAGUGAGGGAGGCGGGAGCACUGGUGGUGGGCAAAAGCGUGGAGGCGCAACGCAAGAGCUGCCGAGCCAUGAGCAAGCUGGAGGCGCAGCCGGAGUGGCUCAAGGGGGCCACUCUGAGGGACUACCAGCUCAUGGGUCUCAACUUCCUCAUCCACAGUUGGAUGAGGGACACCAAUGUCAUUCUGGCGGACGAGAUGGGGCUGGGCAAGACCGUGCAGUCCGUCUCCAUGCUUGGCUUCCUCUUUCACAUGCAGCAGAUACAGGGCCCGUUCCUGAUAGUGGUGCCACUCUCCACCAUGAGCAAUUGGGAGAGGGAGCUGCGCCGCUGGCUGCCCUCGCUCAACGUCGUGCUCUAUGUCGGCAACCGCGCCUCCAGAGAGGUGGUGCAGCAGUACGAGUUCGGGCAGGGGGGCAGGAAGGGCGGGCGGCAGAGCAAGUUCCACGCGUUACUAACAACCUACGAGGUGGUGCUCAAGGACAAGGCUGUGCUCUCGCCCAUCCGCUGGACCUACCUCAUGGUUGACGAGGCUCACCGCCUCAAGAACUCUGAGGCAGCGCUCUAUACUACACUCAUUAGCUUCCAUGCGCGCAACAAGCUGUUGAUCACCGGCACGCCCCUGCAGAACAGCGUGGAGGAGCUCUGGGCGCUGCUGCAUUUCCUGGACGAGAGGAAGUUUGGUGACAAGGAGGAGUUUUCAGCCAAGUACAAACACCUGCUGGAGAACCAGAGCGAGAAGGAGAUCACGUCACUACACCAGGAGCUGCGCCCGCACAUGCUGCGGCGAGUGAUCAAGGACGUUGAGAAGUCUCUGCCGCCCAAGAUCGAACGCAUCCUGCGCGUUGAAAUGUCGCCGCUGCAGAAGCAGUACUACAAGUGGAUUCUUGAGCGAAACUUUCAGGACCUGAACAAGAACGCGCGCAGCAACCAGGUGUCUCUUCUCAACAUCGUGGCAGAGCUCAAGAAGUGCUGCAACCACCCCUUCCUCUUCGAGAGCGCUGACUACGGCUACGGGGGCGGGGCGGCUGGAGGGGCGCUGGACGCACAGGGCAAGGCGCAGCGGAUCGUGCUGGGGAGUGGGAAGACGACUCUGCUGGAUAAGCUGCUCACUCGGCUGAAAGAAACGGGGCACCGGGUGCUUAUCUUCUCCCAGAUGGUGCGCAUGUUGGACAUUCUAGCCGACUACCUGGCUUUGAGAGGCUUCCAGUUCCAGCGCCUGGACGGCAGCACGAGGGCGGACCUGAGGCAGCAGGCCAUGGAACACUUCAAUGCGCCUGGCAGUGACGACUUCUGCUUCCUGCUCUCCACCCGGGCUGGCGGAUUGGGGAUUAAUCUUGCCACGGCUGACACUGUUAUUAUCUUUGACUCCGACUGGAACCCGCAGAACGACCUGCAGGCCAUGAGUCGCGCGCACAGGAUAGGGCAGCAGGACGUGGUGAACAUCUACCGGUUUGUGACGAGUGGCAGUGUGGAGGAGGACAUAUUGGAGCGCGCCAAGCGCAAGAUGGUGUUGGACCACCUCGUCAUCCAGAAGCUCAACGCCGCUGGGCGCCUCGAGAAGACGCAGAGCAAGAAGAGCAGCUCCAUGUUUGAUAAGAACGAGUUGGCGGCCAUUCUGCGAUUCGGUGCAGAGGAGCUGUUUAAGGAGAAAGUGAGCGAGGAGGAGGGCGCCAGUCGGCUGGAGAAUCUGGACAUUGAUGAGAUCCUGGCACGCGCUGAGAAGAUCGACAGCAGCACCGCUGGGGAGGGCGCUAAUGAGCUUCUAUCUGCAUUCACUGUGGCGAAUUUCAGCAGCACUGAGAACGACGCUGCGUUCUGGAGUCGACUCAUCCAGGCAGCCCCAGCAGAGGAGGAGAAGGCGCUGGGGCCGCGCUCCUCCCGCCGCCACCACACCUACACCGGCGAUGGGCUUCAUGGGGAUGCUGACGACGAGGACGAGGAGGGCAGAGAGGGGAGAGGUGGUAGGCGGGGAGGGAAGGACGGUGGCGGGAAGAGGAAGCGAGGGCGGAGGGAGCAGGGGGAUGGGGGUGGGGAGGAGGGCGGGUAUCCUGCUGCUGCGCCUGCUGUGGAAGGGGCGCUGGUGCGGAUUACUCAGUGGACGGUGCAGGGGGAGGGGGAAGGGGGAGGGGGGGCAGAGGGGAAGGGGACAGGGGCAGGGGCAGGGGCGGAUGCAGCAGAGGGGGGAACGGGAGCCGGGGCAAGGGAAGCUGGUGGUGGUGGUGCUGCUGGUGCAGCUGCUGCUGCUGGUACAGCUGGUGGUUCUGCUGGUGUGAAGGUUCGGCGGCUAUCCAAGCGAGACGCCAACGCCUUUGUCAAGGCAGUGCGGCGGUACGGAGGAGCAGAGAGGGCCGCACAGAUGACAGCGGAGGCCGGCGGUGCGAUCGAGGCAGCGAGCGAAGCAGAGAGGCGGUCCCUCCACACACUACUCAUGCAGGCCUGCAAAGACACUGUCCGAGCCGCCGCAGCAGCAGAGGAAGAUGAAGCAUUGGGAGCAGCAGGAGCAGCAGCAGCAGCAGCAGGAGGGUCGGCAGCGGCAGGGAAGAUCCCUCUUUUGGAUUUCUUCGGUGUGGCAGUGAAAGCCCCGGAGCUCCUGCACCGGGUGAAAGAGCUACAGUUUCUGGCGAAGCGGGUGGAGCGGGUGAGCGACCCCGUGAAGCAGUUCCGCCUGCGGUCGCAUGCGCGCGUGCCCUCAUGGGCUAAGACCACUUCUUGGACGCCUGUGGAUGAUGCGAGGCUGCUGCUAGGAGUGCACUUCCAUGGGUUUGGCAACUGGGAGCAGGUUCGGCUGGACGAACGGCUGGGAUUGGAGAAUAAGAUCGCACCGCCGGGAUCGACGGGUGGGAUUGGGGGAGGUGGAGAGGGGAAGCUGCCCAGAGGGAGCCAUUUGGAUGCACGGGCGUCUGCUCUGCUGCGCAAGGAGCUCGAGGCUGAUCCUCACCACGCCAAGGCUGCAGCAGCAGCCAACGCCCUCAAGGUCAAGAUCAAGGUGCGAGGAGGAGGCAAGGGCGCGUUUGCUGCUGGCUCUGCUGCUGCUUCUGGCGCUGACGAAGCCGUUGCUCUGGGUGGGGGACGGAGAGGCGGGGGUGGGAGGGAGGAGAGAGGGCGGAGAGGGCGAGGGGGGGAGAGGGAGCGGGAGAGGAGGCAUGGUGGGGAGAGGGAGGGGCGGAGGCGGGGGAGGAGGGAGGAGGAGAAGGAGAAGCGGUCUCCGGAGAAGGAAAAGGAGGCUGAGGAGGCGAAGGAGGAGGGGGAGAUCUCCGAAGGGGAGGACGCCGCUGCAGCAGGGGCAACAGCAGCCGCCGCCGCCGCAGCAGCAGGGGCAGCAGGCGGAGGAGGGAGCAAGGUCGGGAAGGAGGAGGAGGGGGUCGCAGGAGGAGCAGGAGCCGCAGGAGGAGGAGUGGGUGUGGGAGAGGGUGGGGAGGGGAGGCGCGGAGUGGCGUGGUGCAAAGGGAGGCUGGCCCCUCAGGACAGUGUGCUGCAGCGGCUGAAGCGGCUUCAGACGCGGCAAGAGCUGUCACCCAAGGAGGUGACGCAGAAGGUGAAGAAGUACCUGAGACAGCUGGGCCAUGAGAUCGACAGCGUCAUGAAGCGCGAGGCCAGCGAUGCCACCCUCCCUCGCCCCCACCUACAGAAGAUCUCUGAGGACUUGUGGGACUACGUGGCUCUGCACUCACACCUGUCCGGCACGCGAUUGGCUGACAUUUACCGCAAGCUGAGGGAUGAUCGUGGGAAUCGGCCUUCUGGUGGUGGUUGGGGGAGAGGAGAUGGGGGAGACGGCGGGUCUGGGAAGGGUGGAGAGAGGGGAGGGGAGAGGGGGGAGGAGAGGGGAGGGGAGAGAGGAGGGGAGAGGGAGGAGGAGAGGAGCGAGGCAUGGAAGCGGAGGUGGAGAGAUGGGGAGGGGCCUUCCUCCUCUGCCCCUGUGUCUGGUGCAAGCAGCCCUCACAGAAUGGGCAAUGGGCAGGUGAGGGAGGGAGGAGGGGAGGGGGGAGAGGAUGCAGGCAACGGCAACGGGCGGAUGGAUAGCAGAGCAGAAGGCCCUGGGGGAGGAGGGGAGCGCAGGAGAAAUUCCAGAGAUGCCGGAGAUGGCAGAGAUGCCAGAGAUACCCCUCCAGGUGUCCCCAGGGAUGUAUCCAGAGACACACCCAGAGAUGCACCCAGGGAUGUAUCCAGAGACACACCCAGAGAUGCACCCAGAGAUGUAUCCAGAGACGCCUCAAGAGAGGCUCCUCGUGAUGCCCGCCCUCCACGCCCUCCGCCUCCCCCUGCUCUUUCUGACGCCCGUGCGUCGAGAAUGGGGGCUGGUGCUGGUGCGGGCCGGGGCGAGGAUGGGGAGGUGGCGAAAGGGGCGGUGCAGGGUGCUGGUGCGGGUAAGUGGGGGGGUGGAGGAGGGGACAGGGAGAUAGAGGCAGGGGAAGCGGGGGAGUUGGGGGCAGUGGCCGAGGAGGGCAUCGUGCAGGAGUGA
Messenger RNA from Closterium sp. Naga37s-1, 6753 nucleotides. NCBI's taxonomy places the organism in Eukaryota, Viridiplantae, Streptophyta, Zygnematophyceae, Desmidiales, Closteriaceae. The record is from the annotation of a GenBank genome assembly.